Molecule: messenger RNA, 1708 nt
Organism: Ectocarpus siliculosus
Lineage: Eukaryota; Phaeophyceae; Ectocarpales; Ectocarpaceae
Source: the annotation of a GenBank genome assembly
AUGGUGGGAAUUGCCGCCGGUCGCUCUCUGGAGGGACAAAACGCCGCCAGGCUGGCCAUGACAUGGAAAGAUCGGCAACGCACACGGGUUCCCCUGGUUGAUCUCGACGACAACCCUUUCUGCGUUGAAAGGCGGACGAACGAAGAAUGGCACAUGAUGCAACUCAACAAGAACCCAUCGUUGGUUCACCUGACUUCAGCAGACGUACCACGGACGGCCUCUUUUAUGGUGGACAGUGAGAAACCUUUCAGAGAAUUUUCCCGGAAAAAACGGAACUUGCUGACCUGGUCUCUUCGCGCCACCUCCGCCUCCGACGCGGCAGCUCAAGCAACCGCGAACAAGACCCACAUGCCUACACGGCGUUUGAGCACGACGGUUCCUUCCGACUUGGACGGCACCGACAUAGGCGAACUUUUCAACAUGGAGCAAGGGGUGUCAGGGCGCGUCCUGCACCCCACUGAUCGUGUGGAGGUAGACGUCGACACACUGCCGACCCUGGAGCCGUACCGGCGAGAGGUGGUUGCGCAGCAGCCGAUUACGUUUGGUCACAGGCCGUUAUCUGCGUCGCGAAUGUUCAACCCGUGCACAAUGGCAACGUCGUGUGGAACCCCAAGCGAUGGCCACCACCCCAGUACCGGAGGUAUUCGCGAAAGGAAAAAGGGCGGUGGUGGACAAAAAGGCGGGUCAAGCCGUAAGCGAGGCCGAAAUAACAAGCCUCGCCGAACGACCGGUCUCAGUGCACCAAUGCUCAAAGCGCUCUUGAAGGGAGACACUCCGACAGGAGAGGGGGGGGCUGCGUUGGUGACAGCAUAUCAGCAGCAGCAGGAGCCGCUUGAGCCAAAUGGAAACAUCGUGUCUAGAGACUCGACUCCUAAGCCAAACUACUUGGUGCUUGGCGGGCAAGAGGAUUCAACCGACUCUUUCGUAGAUAGCGAAAAAUUAGACGAAAGCAUGUGGCGAUCCGUUGACGACCUUGGAAGAGGAGAGGCGCUCGGAGAACUAGAACCGUGGCUGCAGACCUCGAGCCAGGAGGGGCUGGGACAUGGCCGGCGUAGGCUAGGUAACACGAAGGAGGGGCUGGAGCUACAGCGAAUAUUCUCUACUGAGCGCCCUCCUUGGGACGGAGCACCGGCACCGUUGCCUGCUCCCCAACAUACGAGACGAGCUAUCAGCUCGCUAUUGAUACCGGAUCCAGACGAAAGGCUGCGGGACAAGCUCAUAAAGUUCAGGAAAGCCGCCGCGGGUGUGCCGGUCACCGCCUCCAGCACGAAGGACGAGAGAGAACAAAAGCUGAGGCCCUUCAACCCAACGCCCACUGGACGGUGGGAGCUGUGCCCCGCCACCCCUCGCGCGGUGAUCGCCCGGCAAGAGAUCAGAAGACUCUCGGAAUUGCGGGAGGAGCGGGAUAGCGCCAUGGCCAAGAAAGUGCGGCAAGCUGAGUUGGGUGUGCUCUUCAAAAAGAUCGCCCCGUCGGAGAAACUUUACCGCAAAACGCUUCAAAUAGCCCAAGAGAGGUUCCGGCACCAGGGUACUGCAGCGACCUAGCCUUGAGGUUGAAGCACAGAAUGGCAGGACUCGAUGCUCUUGGUUCGCUGUGUGGACUUGCACUACUCCAGGAGACGGAGGAAAAAGCAUGUCUGACGCGGGCUUUUGUUUCUUUCAAAGUGUCUUCACAAGUGGGAACCGUACGACUCUGUUGUUGUGUUGU